Trematosphaeria pertusa is the source of this 1503-nucleotide messenger RNA. Its product is annotated as amidase signature enzyme. The transcript has 9 exons. NCBI's taxonomy places the organism in Eukaryota, Fungi, Ascomycota, Dothideomycetes, Pleosporales, Trematosphaeriaceae. Bases 1 to 1503 code for a protein of 500 amino acids. The record is from RefSeq and is a predicted model, not a curated record.
AUGGCACCACUUAGCACAGUAGCACUUCUUGAGCUCGAUGCAUCGGGUCUACGACGAAUGCUGGAUGAUGGAAAGCUUACGAGUGUCGCGCUGAUGAAGCAGGUGCUGGCGCAGAUCGAACAGGAAGACAAGGCUGGAGCUAAGUUGCAGACAAUCUUGAAUACUGCAUCCCGCGAACUACUACUCAGGCAAGAUGCCAUCGCGACGCAUCCGGACUUGGGUAUUCCAACUACCGUUGGUAGCUUUGCACUUGUGACCUCAAAGCCUGCCAAAAAUGCCGCAGUCGUCGACGAACUCAUCAAGAAUGGCCUCAUCAUCCUCGCCAAAACCAAUCUAAAUGAAUUCUGCAAUUGGAAAGGAUUCAAUUCCGUCAACGGCUUCUCCGGGGUUGGUGGACAAACCAACUCUGCAUAUGUGGUUGGGGGCUUGCGAGAAGACGAGGCGUCCAUGGGGCACUCGAGUCCACUCGGUUCGUCCACUGGAUCAGCAGUUGGUGUGUCAGCCGGCUUCAGUCCGCUAUCUUUGGGUACUGAAACCGAUGGUUCGCUGGUCCAGCCAGCUGCAAGAGCAGCUUUGUACGCUCUAAAGCCCACAGUGGGAAGCACAGACCACCGGGGUGUUUGGACGUUAUCGAAAAGGUUUGACGCCGUUGGGGCGAUAGCGAAGUCUGUUAGCGAUCUCGCUCUUGCCACCGAGAUGCUCCACACGAUGGAGGUGCGAUCAAGGUUACCCGAGGAUGGCUACCUUUCCUUCCUGUCCAAGAGCUUCACGGGACUAAAAGUGGGUUUUCUAGACGAGUCGCAGUGGCAUUUGCCGCCGCAAAUGUGCCCGCAAAUUCCUAGCGUAGUGCAGCAACUGAAUGGCGCAUACAAGCUUGCUAUUGAGAAGAUUCGGGAUGCCGGAGCUGAGGUACAGUAUCCGGUAGUACUUCACGGGGUGGAGAAGCUACUCAUGGAAAACCAAACAGGCAUGUCCAUCAUCCUGUUCCAUGAGUACAAGAAAAACGUGGAUGACUACCUCGAGGGCCUUGACUUCUCUGAAGUUCGAAGUUUGAAAGAGCUGAUCGAAUGGAACAAGGAGCACGCCGAUAUCGAGAUGCCCUACCAACAUGCAAAUCAGGGUCGGCUGAUUAAGGCAUAUGAGGAAGUACCGAAUGCAACAGCGUAUGAGUCGGCUAUUGCGCACUUGCAUAAGGUAUCGAUCAAGGAAGGCUUCGAUCUGCUAUUCGGUGACAAAGGAUUGGACCUUGUUGGUGUCCCGAUGGACAGUAAAAUCCCUAGCAUGGCCACAGCCUCAGGAUACCCCAUUGCCACAAUGCCUCUCGGUAUAUUGGAUCAUCUCGGCCGCCCUUUCGGUCUUGCGAUCAAGGCGCCAGCGGGACGGGAAGAUGUGAUGUUCAAAUUCAUGAGCGCUUUCGAGGCGGUAUUCCCGAAGAGAGCGAUUCCGCCGCAGCUAGUUAAGGCGGACGAGGCAGAGACGGAGCUCAACGACGCUAAGAUAUGA